Messenger RNA from Paramuricea clavata, 615 nucleotides. The record is from the annotation of a GenBank genome assembly. Lineage: Eukaryota; Metazoa; Cnidaria; Anthozoa; Malacalcyonacea; Plexauridae.
AUGAAUACGGGUAUUUCGCAGGAAUUGCAAUUUAUCCGCUGGCAUCGACAAUACUCAUCAACACCACCAACAAUGCCAACGACAGCCGUAGUAACACCAACCCUUCUUCAACCCGAUCCCCUCCACCUUCCUACAAAACUGGCUACAUUACCCGAUCAGACAUGCUUUAAUACCUUUUCGCUAGAACGCACAACACAACAAGCAAACAUGGAGCCACAAACCGUACAGGGUGAACCAAAUAUAAUUGAACAAACACUCCUUGAAACCCUAAACUCCAGCAAAGACGAAAACUCUGAAACCACAUUUGAACAGCACGAAAUCUCGGACAUUAUUAUGAGUAUUAACGAAUCUCAUUUCGAACCAACAAUUGCAAGUCAAAAUAAAGCAAUAACCACAAACGGUGUUGGACUUGGACAAGGUAAAAACAUUUUACAGAAUGAACAUGAGAAAAAAAUAAAACGACGACGCACGAAAACAGGGGUUCGAGGCUCGGGUAGACCAACCAACGACGCAAGCAUUAUGCAUAUAGAUGGUGACGAAAACGAAGACAUCAAAACUGAAGCCGCAUUAGCACUUAAAGAACUACAGCAAUUGACCUCCGCGGGGAGGAUAUGA